Molecule: messenger RNA, 1116 nt
Organism: Marasmius oreades (fairy-ring Marasmius)
Lineage: Eukaryota; Fungi; Basidiomycota; Agaricomycetes; Agaricales; Marasmiaceae
Exons: 9
Coding region: 1-1116 (371 amino acids)
Molecular function (GO): hydrolase activity
Source: RefSeq, a predicted model, not a curated record
AUGCGAACCACCCCUCUCUUGACAACGAUCUUCUUUCUGUCUUCCAUUGCACUCGCCGCAGCGCCUUCUGGUUUCAAUCCCAAUGACUAUAAGAAACAGUCAGUGACGUGCCAAGCGGUAAAGCGAGACGCUGGAGAUACCAUUAUCGACAUCACGAUGAGUUAUGUCGACAUCAAUCCCGCUGCAAAGAAAACAUUACUUUUGGUCCAUGGAUGGCCCAGUCUUUGGAGCACGUGGUCGUAUCAAAUACAAGAGUUCAAGAAUGAUUAUCGUUUGGUUAUCCCCGACUUGCGUGGUUUUGGAGAUUCGACGCAUCCUGACGACGUAGAAAGCUCUGGCACAAUGUUUGACCACGUCGGAGACCUUGCCUGUGUCCUUAAGGAUGCCAAGGUUGACUCAGCUAUCUGUGUUGGUCAUGAUUGGGGUUCGGCUGUAUGUUACGAAGCAGCACGUUCUCGGCCACAUUUGAUCGAGGCGGUUGUGGGUGUCGCCGUUCCUUACAUUCCUGCAGCAGGCGAUUAUGUGCCAGUCAAACAUCUGGUCCCGGUACUUCCCAAGCUUGCUUACCAGCUCUUCUUCAGCGGCAAAACCAAGGAAGCAAUCGCCGAGCUUGACAAGGACAUUAAGAGGACUGUCCGGGCGACUCUGCGUACAGGUGCCAGUCCGCCACCGCCUUUGUUUCUUUCAAGCGCCGAAUCAUUUUUGGCUGCGUGGAGUGAAAUCGAAGAGAUUCCCCCCGUGCCGUUCUUCUCUGCCGAAGAAGAGGAAUAUUUCAUUGAACAGUACAAGAAGCAAGGGUUUAGGAACACACUUCAAUUCUAUACCGAUUCAAACCGUUAUGCGACGUGGAAGUUUGCCAAGGAUCAAGGCAAUCAUACCAUUCCCCAACCAGUGUUUGCCGUCCUUCCUAAGCAUGAUCCUGUUGCUGACUGGGCGUUCGCUGCAAAGCUGCUCAAAUCCGAGAUAUUCCUGCCAAAGUUGACUACAAAGAUGAUUGAUGGUGGACAUUGGGCACAUCUCGAGUAUCCUGAGGAGUUCAAUGCUGCGCUGAAACGUUGGUUAGAUGGACUACAAGGACAACUAGGAGAGGGAGAGCACGUUUUCGAUGAACUCUAG